This is a messenger RNA of Pseudoliparis swirei, 1359 nucleotides long. RefSeq names its product aminolevulinate dehydratase (gene alad). Gene Ontology annotation, molecular function: porphobilinogen synthase activity; zinc ion binding. Gene Ontology annotation, biological process: heme biosynthetic process. Gene Ontology annotation, cellular component: cytosol. The record is from RefSeq and is a predicted model, not a curated record. Lineage: Eukaryota; Metazoa; Chordata; Actinopteri; Perciformes; Liparidae. Bases 74 to 1069 code for a protein of 331 amino acids. The transcript has 12 exons.
AGAAACCAAAGAAGAAUCACCUGACUUGACUGAAGAGUGGGGAAGUCGCGGACUCAUUUUAUCAAGCUAGAAGAUGCAGACACCAGCAGAGUCCAUCCUCCACAGCGGCUAUUUCCAUCCGACGCUCCGAUACUGGCAGAGCUGCGCCGCCGACGUCAGGCCCGAAAAUCUCAUCUACCCGAUAUUCAUCACAGACAGUGAAGAUGCCGUGGAGCCCAUCGGCAGCCUGCCGGGGCAGGCCAGAUACGGGGUGAACAAGGUGGAGGGGAUGUUGCGGCCGCUCGUGGAGAACGGCUUGAAAUGUGUACUGAUUUUUGGUGUGCCUGCAAAUAUAGAAAAGGACGCUCAGGGCUCUGGCGCCGACGCAGACGACACGCCCACCAUCCUGGCCGUGAAGAAGAUCCGGUCGGCGUUCCCGGAGCUGCUGGUGGCGUGCGACGUCUGCUUGUGUCCCUACACGUCCCACGGGCACUGUGGUAUCCUGAACGAUGACGGCUCUCUGAACAACGACGCCAGCUGUCUGCGUCUGGCCGAGGUGUCUCUGUCUUACGCCCGAGCCGGCUGUCACAUCAUCGCUCCCUCCGACAUGAUGGAUGGAAGAGUGGCGGCCAUUAAGAAUGCCUUGUUGUCUAACGGCAUGGGGAACAAGGCCUCAGUGAUGAGCUACAGUGCAAAGUUCGCCUCCUGUUACUACGGCCCCUUCAGAGACGCCGUGCAGUCCACACCGGCGUUCGGGGACAGGCGGUGCUACCAGCUGCCCCCCGGGGCGAGGGGACUCGCCCUCCGGGCUGUGGAGCGAGACGUGAAGGAGGGAGCCGACAUGCUGAUGGUGAAACCGGGUCUGCCGUAUCUGGACAUCGUGAGAGAAGUCAAGGACAUGUUCCCGACUCGCCCGCUGGCGGUGUACAACGUGUCGGGGGAGUUCGCCAUGAUGUGGCACGGAGCGCAGGCCGGAGCCUUCGACCUGCGGGCCGCCGUGAUGGAGGUCAUGACCGCCUUCCGCCGGGCAGGUGCUGACAUCAUCAUCACCUACUUCACACCUCAGCUGCUCAGCUGGCUGAAGGAGUGAAGGACGGAGAACCCAGAGAACCCGGAGACGGAGAACCCGUAGACGGAGAACCUGCAUUGUUGGCCUUUUUUAAUUUUUAUUUUUCCUAUUCCGCUUUGUGAUGAUUCACAGAUCAGGACAUGAGAAUGUAAACGUUGAUAAUCUGGGGAACGUCUCCUCCUAACUAAUGGAUUAUGGGAUGUCUGUGUAUUAAUGGUGGGAACACUAAUAUCUGCUAAGAUUAUGUAUAAAUUGCUACCUCAGCCUGUCACUACAUAUUUAGAGUAUAUUAAACAAAUAAAUCAACAGCA